AUGCAGACCAAGCUUAAUGGAGAGAACUAUCCCCUAUCGGCGAAAUUGAUGCAGAGGGCAAUCGGGGAGAAGGGACUGAUAUCUCACAUUUCUGGAGUGUCAGACCCUUCUUCACCAACCGACCCGGCCUACUCAAGGAGGAUACAGAGAGAUCACUGCUGCUUCAACUGGAUCAUCAACAACAUUGAUACCAACCUCGUAAACGAGGUUUCCCAAUACGACACAGCACAAGAUCUCUGGGAAAACUUAGCUGUUACAUACGGAAGCGGCGCCGAUCCAUUCCAAAUCUCAGACCUGCACCGACAAACAUACGGGAUGAGGCAAGGAAAUUUAUCGUUGGAAAAUCUAUGGCAAAAAUUCCAGGACUUGUGGAUCUCCAUCGACAGUAGAGACCCGAAUCCGAUGGACACCCCAUCCUCCAUCGAGAAAUACAACUAG
Salvia splendens (bonfire salvia) is the source of this 438-nucleotide messenger RNA. RefSeq lists its product as uncharacterized. The coding region runs from base 1 to 438 and encodes 145 amino acids. The record is from RefSeq and is a predicted model, not a curated record. The transcript has a single exon. Lineage: Eukaryota; Viridiplantae; Streptophyta; Magnoliopsida; Lamiales; Lamiaceae.